AUGGCAAGUUUGGUUCCUGGGGUUCUUUUAAAGCUACUUCAGCACAUGAAUACAGAUGUGAAGGUUGCUGGGGAGCACAGAUCAUCUCUAUUGCAAGUGGUUAGCAUUGUUCCUGCACUAGCAGGGGGUGAACUCUUUCCAAAUAAGGGGUUUUACCUAAAGGUAUCAGAUUCCUCUCAUGCUACUUAUGUAUCUCUUCCUGAUGAACACGAUGAUCUAAUUUUUAGUGAUAAGAUCCAAUUGGGUCAGUUUAUACAUGUUGAGAGGCUAGAGGCUGCCUCACCUGUACCUAUUCUUAGAGGGGUUAGGCUCGUUCCGGGUCGACACCCCUGCAUUGGAACUCCUGAAGAUAUAGUUGCAACUCAUUCUCUAGGAUUCCUCAAUAGCAAUGGUAAUUCAUCUUUGGGUUCGAAAUUGAUUCACAAAGCCAAGGCACCUUCAAAGUUGUUGACCAAUACUGAGGCAAAAGAUGUUAAAUCUGCGCUUUUGAAAUUGAAUCGUAGUGCUAAAGAAGAUAAAGUCGACAACAAGAAGCCUGGAUUGACUCGAUCCAAGUCUCAGUUGUCAAAGCUAUCUAUAACUUCGGAUGGGAAGAAGGAAUCUGCAGGAAAAUUGAAUUCUUCAAGUUCAAGGUCAAUACCCACGUCACCAACGAGCUGUUAUUCAUUGCCUACUUCUUUUGAGAAGUUUGCAAAUGGGAUUAAACAGCAGGGGAAGAUCAAGGGACUGGAAAGGUUGGAAAAGGCAACUGCUAAAGUCGGGUCAGGGGAAAAGGCAAUUUCUGUUCGGGGGGCAAGUCCAACCACAAAGAAAGUGCUGGGUGGGAGUGUGAUGAAGAAUAUUGUUCAAGGUCUUGAAUUGGGGCCAAAGGCUCUGAGAAAGAGUUGGGAAGGAAAUAUGGAUGUCAAGGGGAGGGAAAGUCCCAGAUUGAAGGUCAAUAAGCAUGUCCAGAAGCCAGAAGUGCGAAGUACUUCCGUACCAAGGAAAUUGACAAGCGAAAGGUUGCCAUCCAAAGAAGAGAUUAAGGUUGAGUCUUCAAAAUCAUCCUGGGAAGAAAAUAAGGCCAAUGCAUCUGUGAAGAAAGCUUCGACAAAUGCAGAUUUGGCUAAUAAUAAGUCAACUGCACAGAGAGUUUCACCUGCUAAGAAGUCUGGAGAAUCUGCUAAUCAUGGGUUCCCUGGCAAUUUAGUCAAGGUUUCUCUCAGCAAAAGUAAAUUAACAGAUGGAACUAUUUCAUGUGCCUCACUCCCAUCAUCAAUUGUAAAGCUUGGGAAGGAUGUAUUAAAGCAUAGAGAUGCUGCGCAAAUGGCUGCCAUGGAAGCAAUGCAAGAGGCUUCUGCUGCAGAAAGUUUACUUCAAUGUCUAAGUGAGGUGCUGUUUAUCUUGGCAGCUGCUUUUAGUUUAUUUUUUCCAGAUUUUCCGAAGAGUUUAUGUAAUGCCAACUGCAAUCUGGAGUUUUUGAAUAAUAAUUCUGGCAUCUCCACCCUAUUUCUCUACAUUCUGCAGGUACCAAGGAAAUUGACAAGCGAAAGGUUGCCAUCCAAAGAAGAGACUAAGGUUGAGUCUUCAAAAUCAUCCUGGGAAGAAAAUAAGGCCAAUGCAUCUGUGAAGAAAGCUUCGACAAAUGCAGAUUUGGCUAAUAAUAAGUCAACUGCACAGAGAGUUUCACCUGCAAAGAAGUCUGGAGAAUCUGCUAGUCAUGGGUUCCCUGGCAAUUUAGUCAAGGUUUCUCUCAGCAAAAGUAAAUUAACAGAUGGAACUAUUUCAUGUGCCUCACUCCCAUCAACAAUUGUAAAGCUUGGAAAGGAUGUAUUAAAGCAUAGAGAUGCUGCGCAAAUAGCUGCCAUGGAAGCAAUGCAAGAGGCUUCUGCUGCAGAAAGUUUACUUCAAUGUCUAAGCACAUAUGCUGAGUUGAGGAUGUCUGCUAAAGAAGAUAACCCACAGCCCGCUGUCGAGCAGUUCUUGGCCCUGCAUGCAAGCUUGAAUAGUGCUUGUAUUGUUGCUGAUUCUCUAUCAAAAACUAUUACUCUUGACUCUUCACAAAAUGAAGAUCCAUCAGUAGAAGUGCAAAAGGUCACUUUAGACAGGUGUAAACGUGCUGCUUCUUGGGUUCAUGCUGCAUUGGCUACAAAUUUGUCAUCCUUCACACUAUAUGGCAAACCAGGUACCUCAAGUCUGGCUGCAGCAUCAACUCUGACUCCAAGCCCAAAAGCUAUUCCGAUUCAUCAACCCAUUUUAGUUCUUGAGAACUCUACUAAAAGCACAGAGCCAAAAAUCCUGACCAAGCCACGGCAGUCAGCAAACUCCAAGAAUCACUCGUCUGGAACUCCAAGUCGGGUAAGUGGCGGAUUGGCUGUUGGUCACAACACAACAAAAACUUCACCUCCUAUUGAGUGGGUUAAAGGAGAUGGUCUCAAUGAGUCUGUGGACUUGGCAAAAAUGUUGAGGUUGGAGUCUCAGGAUUGGUUCUUAGGUUUCGUGGAAAGAUUCUUGGAUGCUGAUGUGGACACGUCAGCUUUAUCAGAUAAUGGUCAAAUAGCUGGCAUGUUAAGUCAGCUCAAGAGUGUGAAUGAUUGGUUGGAUGAAAUUGGGUCUUCCAAGGAUGAAGAAACACCUCGUAUCUCAGCAGAAACAAUCGACAGAAUAAGAAAGAAGAUUUACGAGUAUCUUCUAACUCAUGUGGAAUCUGCUGCAGCAGCUCUUGGUGUUAGCUCACAAACAUCACCAGUAAUGGAAAGCAAACUUGCAUCUAUGGUAGAGUGUUUUCAAGCCUGUACUGUGUAG
Molecule: messenger RNA, 2784 nt
Organism: Fraxinus pennsylvanica
Lineage: Eukaryota; Viridiplantae; Streptophyta; Magnoliopsida; Lamiales; Oleaceae
Source: the annotation of a GenBank genome assembly